This is a messenger RNA of Melanotaenia boesemani (Boeseman's rainbowfish), 2221 nucleotides long. It is a transcript of the gene rab10, whose product is annotated as RAB10, member RAS oncogene family. Bases 592 to 1197 code for a protein of 201 amino acids. Gene Ontology annotation, molecular function: GTP binding; GTPase activity. The record is from RefSeq and is a predicted model, not a curated record. The transcript has 6 exons. Gene Ontology annotation, cellular component: recycling endosome; insulin-responsive compartment; Golgi apparatus. NCBI's taxonomy places the organism in Eukaryota, Metazoa, Chordata, Actinopteri, Atheriniformes, Melanotaeniidae. Gene Ontology annotation, biological process: cellular response to insulin stimulus.
GGAUGUAGGGUGUCGCCGCGGUGGCUCCCAUUCGAAGGCGACGGCGGUCGUCUAAAUUUUGGUUCUAAUCUCUUCAGAAAAAGCGUAAUAACAUCGAGCAGACAGUGAUUUUAACCCACGUACAUGUUAGGUUUAUUACCCAUUCUUCUCACUUGAGCUCCAGGCAAGGCUCUGGAAUGACGGGGUGUGCGGAGAAUCUGAAUUAGCGCACCGUCAGUUUGAAGAAAGAGUGAGUCGGGGUAGAGACAGAGAGAGGAGCCAUUUUGUCCCGACUGUGUGGGAGAAAAGAAAGAGUGGAAAAGAGGAAUCACACGGGAGGAGAUAAUAUUUUUGCCUUUUGUUCUCAUGUUGUAGGAGAAGAAACAGUCGGGCUUGGGAAUUCGAACGUCUUGGACACGUCUACGGGCACGUUAUUUGGGUGGUAUUUAGCCAACUAGCUUGCCAAGCUAAACAGAUCCCAGAUUGUUAACUGUUAACAGUCAGGUGGACUUGAGCAAGUUGGUCAGGUUGGCCAAGGAGCUGGCUUUAGACUUUACAUAGGCGGGCUAGUUUAUCGGUUUUUGUUUCUGUGUUAACACAUACUGUGCAUCAAUGGCGAAGAAGACGUACGACUUGCUGUUCAAGCUGCUUCUGAUUGGCGACUCGGGCGUGGGGAAGACCUGUGUGCUGUUCCGCUUCUCUGACGACGCUUUCAACACAACCUUCAUUUCCACCAUAGGAAUAGACUUCAAAAUCAAAACUGUUGAAUUACAAGGAAAGAAGAUCAAACUACAGAUCUGGGACACAGCCGGCCAGGAACGGUUCCACACCAUCACCACCUCCUACUACAGAGGAGCUAUGGGCAUCAUGCUGGUCUACGACAUCACCAACGCCAAGAGCUUUGAAAACAUCAGCAAAUGGCUGCGUAACAUUGAUGAGCAUGCAAACGAGGAUGUUGAGAGAAUGCUGCUAGGCAACAAGUGUGACAUGGAGGACAAGAGGGUUGUACCAAAAGCCAAGGGAGAGCAGAUUGCAAGGGAGCACGGCAUUAGGUUUUUUGAGACGAGUGCUAAGGCCAACAUCAACAUCGAGAAGGCUUUCCUCACGUUAGCAGAAGACAUCCUCAGAAAGACGCCUGUAAAAGAGCCAAACAGUGAAAACGUCGACAUCAGCAGCGGAGGUGGAGUCACAGGCUGGAAGAGCAAGUGCUGCAGUUGAACAACUCCUCUGUUUCACCCACACUAAAGCACACAAACACGAAAAUACACACAUUCUGUCUAACUGCUAACUCUAACUCUCGCCCUCUAACCUGUCUCAUGAGUUUUCUUGCACACUGACACUCUUUAUCAGAAUAAAACAAUAAAUCACUCAUCUAACCCCCUCCACCCCACCAUAUUCCUCCACUCUGCAUCUGAUGAUCAUUUUUAUUUCUGAUAAAAAGAGAAAUCCAGUCACGUUUCUUGUCAUUUGUUUUAAAAGUUGUUAAUAAAAAGAAAAAAAAACAACAAAAAAAGUGUGAAAAGACAAGCUAAUAUUUUUAAUAUUUCUUUUGCCUAAGCUCAUCUAAUUGGACACCCUCUCUCUUUUAAACCCCACCCACCCACAGCACUCACUUUCAGUCAGAGGAAAUCCAAGUAAAGAGAAAAAUGAAACAAAAAAGACAUGUAGGAUUAACAUUUUGUACACUUAGUGAGGUUUCUGUUGUCUAACGUAUUUGAUCAUUUACUAUUUGUUACCAAGUGACAGAGGCGUGGCUAGCUCCUUUUGUAUGUGGGGGUUUAUUUUGUCCUGUGCCUUAUAUGGAAGACAGGGGUGGGGCUGUUUGGUGGGCGGAGCCACAACUACCCAAUAAAAUCACAGUUUAAUAUUCUAUCAGUUCAGACCUUCAUUGUGAAGGUGAACUGAAGCUAAAGAGUUUGAAUUUCUUCAUCAGCCAAGAGAACGGCAUUAUACAGUAUGUCCUGUUUAUUGAUGUUUUAUUUUUAUCUGUACGGUUUAUUUUACUUUUAGUUUUUUUUUUUAGUUUUUUUUUUUUUUUCCCAUUUUUUUUUCUCCCUAAUUGGGUUGUUGUUUUUUUUGUUUUUUUUUUCCUUCCUGCAUGCAGACUUCUUUGGGUUGGAAACGUUUCUGUAACAUUGUGUAACGUUUACCACUGGGUAAAUGUGGGCGGGAGGUACACAAGUUCUCUUUGGAAAUUCAAACAAUUUUGCAGAUCCAUUAAAAAUAAGCUUGUUUAAGUUAA